Messenger RNA from Monoraphidium neglectum, 1647 nucleotides. RefSeq lists its product as hypothetical. NCBI's taxonomy places the organism in Eukaryota, Viridiplantae, Chlorophyta, Chlorophyceae, Sphaeropleales, Selenastraceae. The coding region runs from base 1 to 1647 and encodes 548 amino acids. The record is from RefSeq and is a predicted model, not a curated record. The transcript is spliced from 10 exons.
AUGGCAUUAACCGUGAAUCCAGCGUCCCCUGCGGACGAGCUGCGGGCGCUGCGGAAGGAGCAUGAAAAGCUGCAGCACGCUUUGGCCGUGCGCGACCACGAGAUAGCGGCGCUCCGCGAGAUUGCCGAGGCGGCCGGGCAGCUGCAGUCGCAGGACACCCAGGCGGCCAAGGUGAUAGAGCUGUCCAAGAAGAAUCGCGCCCUCAACCUGAUGCUUGAGAAGGAGAAGCAGCGCGCCGCCCAGCUGCAGCAGUCCCUGUCCGAGGCCACCCAGCCGCGCGACGGCGCGUCCGCGCAGAAGAUCCAGGCCGCGGCGCGGUCGGCGGUCGAGCAGGCGGCAGAGGCGGCGGACUCCGCGGCCAAGGAGGCGGCGGUGUGGCGGGAGCGGGCGCAGCAGCAGACCAACAAAAUGUCGCAGUUGGAGCAGAAGGUGUUUGCCCUGGAGGGGGAGAACAGGAAGCUGGCGCGGGCCCUGGCGCGGGAGGUGGGGGAGGACGUGCCCCUGGCCAAGGUGCUGGAAGAGGGCAGCGACUGGAAGGGGCGCCGCGAGGCGAUCAUCGCGCUCAAGGACACCAUACGCAAGCUGCGGGAGGAGCGGGGGGCGCCCCUGCCCAGCAAGCACGACGAGGUGCACCGCAACACCAUUGGGAAGAUCUCAAAGGAGCGCGCCGCCGAGAUGGAGCGCGUGGCGGCGGAGCUGGCGGCGGCAAAGGCGGCCGCGGAGCAGCUGCGGCGGCAGUAUGCGGGUGCCAGCAGCCGGCGAAAGGUGCUCGAGGAGGAGCUGGCGGCCGCGCGAGACAAGAUGGCCGUGGUGCUGCGGAAAACCAAGAACGACGACCGCCUCAUCACGGCGCUCAGGGCCGAGCUGGCAGCGGCAGUGCAGGCGGGCGGCUCGGGGCGCCACAUCAGGGCCAGCGUGACGGGUGUGGACAGCCGCACAGCAACACCUCGGACUGGCAGUCCCUCCAGCUCCCCGCCCUCGUGGUUGCCGUUGCCCUCACGCCGCACCAGUCCGUCUGGCGGCCAGGAGCACGUCUGGACAGAGGUGGCACAGCUCAGGCAGCAGGUGGUGGAGCAGGACGAGCAGCUGGAGCAGUCUGCGAAGGUCAUCCGCUACCUGCAGGCGCAGCUGCAGCAGCCCGCCGCGGCCGGGGCCGGCGGCGGCGGCGGCGGGGCGGUCAAGGAGCAGCUGCUGCUGGAGCAGCUGGAGGCGGCGCAGGACGAGUGCGACGAGCUGCGGGGGCAGGUGCGCGCCCUGCAGGACGAUCUCGAGCAGCUGCAGGCGGCGCGCCCCGGCACCAGCGGCUUGAGCUGCGACCUGCGGCGGCAGGUGCAGGCCCUGCAGGAGGAGAACGACCGGCUGCACAGUGGCCUCAAAGCAAUGCAGCAGGAGGGCCGGCAGCUGCGAGGCUCCCGGAGCGAUGCAGGCAGGGGUGGCUCGCCGGGCGGGGCCGCAGGGUCGGCGCGAGGCGGCGCUGGCAGCGGCAGCAGACGUGGCGUGGCGACGGCCGACACGUUUGUCGUGGGCGACGCUGGUGCUGACGAGGAUGAUGGGGGGGUGUACGAGGAAGACGAGGGGGCAGCAGGGUACAUAGACGAGGAGCGCGGCGCCAUUGUAGCUGCAGCAGGGCGGCCGGGCGGUGAAUAA